Molecule: messenger RNA, 2794 nt
Organism: Myotis myotis
Lineage: Eukaryota; Metazoa; Chordata; Mammalia; Chiroptera; Vespertilionidae
Gene: INSYN2B
Product: inhibitory synaptic factor family member 2B
Exons: 3
Coding region: 1-1599 (532 amino acids)
Biological process (GO): inhibitory postsynaptic potential
Cellular component (GO): postsynaptic density
Source: RefSeq, a predicted model, not a curated record
AUGGCCCAGCAAAAUAUAAAAAUGCGCCCGGUGCUUCUGAAGCGGAACAGCCUGGAGUCAGUGGCUUUGGCGAAGCAGCCGCACCACCGCCGCAGCAAGUCUCAGCAGGUGCGGUUCAAGGAAGAUGGGACCGGCAAGCCCCCGCCUGGCCUGGCUGGGGUCGACGUCCACACAACCGAGGACCCGGCUGUGAUGGGCAAGACCCAAGCCCCCAGACACCACCCCCUUCCCGCCUACUCCCUCUCCUUCCCCAGGUCCCAGAAGGCAGGGGGCUUUCGGAACAUGGCAAUCCAAACCUCCCCCAGUCUCAGGAAGCAUUUCCCGAUCUUCAAGAGGAAGAGACUCACAGCCAGUAAGUCCCUGGUGGAAAUGCCAGCAGCAUUCCAAAGUGCCAUCCAGGUCAACGGCAACCUCUCGGAACAGGACGCGGUGGCUUCCGACCUCGCCUGCUUGCGGCUGGCUCAGCAUCUGGAGGACGGGCCUCGAAGGGUCCAGGUGUCCCACCCGUUUCUCCCUCGAAUGUCCAAGGUGCACAGCAACGGGCCGGUGAGCAUAUGUCUGGAAGCAGGAGCUGGGAGAGCCUUGGAGAGAGCAACCGCUGCCAUUCAGGUCCCAGAGGAUAUCUAUCACAGCCCGGCCUGGGCGACUGGGGAGCCCGCUCUCAGCCAGGACAGGUCCGCGGAGAUAAGCAACUCCGUCCACCCAUUGGUGGACCCGUGUCCCGGUGAUGGACGAAGAAUGCUGCCGUCAGAUUCAGAGAGACCCCCUUCCUGCUUGAACACCACCAGCGGUGCCAACCCCAUGCCAGGCACAGGGAAACUUAAACCUGAAUUGCUUUUGCCCAAAGACAACUCUGGUGACACAGACUUUGGCCCACUGUCAUCGCUGUUAAAGGAAGCGUGUGUCCCCUCGCCUCCACGGACUCACGGCUCCCCCUCGCUAGGCUCCCACGGACAGCCAGCCCAUCCAGGAGGGGCUUCGGACUGUUCGUCAUCGAGCAGCCAUCACCAGGACCCGCCGCCACUCAAACCUAACCACCCAUCCAGACCUGCCGCUGCGUGUCAGGAGCGGACCGCAAGGAACCCCACCCAGUCGGACACCCUGGAGUUUCGAAACUGUCCAGGAAACGAUCACCUCCCGUCCUCUCAUCCAAGGAGGGAGACCAAACUUCAGAGCAACAGGGAGCUUAACCAGAUCCACCUGGCCCGGGGCGAGCUCUGCGACCUCCAAGGCCGGCUGCAGUCCGUGGAAGAGUCCCUGCACUCGAACCAAGAGAAAAUUAAAGUCCUUCUGAAUGUAAUUCAAGACUUGGAGAAAGCUCGGGCUCUCACAGAAGGGCGCAACUUUUAUCGAACCGGCCAAGAUCUCAACAAUUGCAGUACCUGCCAGAACACGGCGUGCAUCAUAUACAGUGUAGAAUAUGAUUUUCGGCAGCAGGAAGGCAGGUUCCAUGAAGUUCUACAGAGUCUGGAGGAAGCAGAACCAGUUGAGGAGCCAUGUCCCCCACCAAAGUCCACAGCAGAACCCCCUGUUCCUGAGAAACAGGACUUAAGGCGGAAAACCAAGAAGGUGAAGAAGAAAUGCUUCUGGUGGAUCUGAGUUUGUUGGGACCAUGCACUCUGCCUUCCCCCAAGACCUCCCUGAGAUGGGGACCACUGCCCUCAGGUCUUCUCUGCUUCUUAGCAAAGGACCCAGACCGAGAGCCACUCAACCUGCGAAACCGGAAAGACUCGCGGCUGGUUUAGCUGCUGCGGGACCCCUGACCACCAACCUCACCUGAAUGAGUGCCACUGUUUGCUGAGGGCUUCACGGACCUUAGAGUGACCACUUGCCUAGUUCCCCAUCACGCACGACUAGGCCACAAUCCUGGUUUGCUAGUCUAGGUUCCCACCCUGAACAAAGUCCCCAUUGACUCUCCAACACUUCUAUGAUGCUAAGCACUUCCUUCUCAUCCUUGGUUUGUCAUCCGAAAAAGAAAAAGAAAAAGCAAUGUUAUGUAGAGCAGGAAGUUAGAGGAGAGCUAGAAACUGAUACACCAGGAAGGAUCAGUUACAUACACUGGCUGUUUUCUAAGAUGUUGGCAUACAUAGCAUGACAGAUAUGCGCAGGGCAAAAAUGCAAGAGCACCUGGUGGGCUGGGUCAUUUUCAUUUUAAAAUAGCCCCUUGACCCCAAAUUAAGAAUCUGUCAUCUCAUGCUGCGGGGUCUUCCAGUCUGUGGCAGGGUAAGGUCACUGCUGGGGGUAAGGAACUUGGUGUCUCUCCUGCGGUUGUAGCUCCAGGGCCCACCUUAGGCCACCAUGCUUCUCAGCCUGGGGCAUGAGACCACCUGGAAAAUAGGUGGGAUUUGGUUUGAACUUUAAGAUUUCACAGUUGAUUUCCCUGCAACAUUUAGUAAGAUCAUGAGAUCCAGCAACCUGUCUGUUUCAUCUGACCAGUAACAUAAAUAAGACUAGGAUAAAACACAACACUGGUUCUCACCCAUUCAUCCCUGCAAUAGCUUUGUAGAUAGGUUGUUAAGUAUAUUAAUCUACAUAAUCUCCCUUCCUGGUGAUCCCUUCAAUGAUCACCUGAUUGAAGAAGCAGCAGGAGGAGGGAUAUAUAUUUUUUUCCAUUUUAGUAUUAAAGACCUUCCCUUCCCAAAGUCUGAAUUCUUUUAAAGUCUGGCUCCUUCUUUUGACAAGACCCCUAUACAUGUGGGUCCAGUCAAACUUGCAUGGCUGAACAAAGUACUAACAUAAUAUAAUUAAGUAACUUCUCCAUACUUUGGGGGAUGAGGGGUGCGUUCUCGUUAAA